Mugil cephalus (flathead mullet) is the source of this 1041-nucleotide messenger RNA. It is a transcript of the gene helt, whose product is annotated as helt bHLH transcription factor. Gene Ontology annotation, cellular component: nucleus. The coding region runs from base 248 to 952 and encodes 234 amino acids. Gene Ontology annotation, molecular function: protein dimerization activity; RNA polymerase II cis-regulatory region sequence-specific DNA binding; DNA-binding transcription factor activity, RNA polymerase II-specific. Gene Ontology annotation, biological process: regulation of transcription by RNA polymerase II; regulation of neurogenesis; anterior/posterior pattern specification. The transcript has 4 exons. Lineage: Eukaryota; Metazoa; Chordata; Actinopteri; Mugiliformes; Mugilidae. The record is from RefSeq and is a predicted model, not a curated record.
CCCCCCUGCUAGCCCAUGGCUUUAGAUUUUUACUAUUUCUUUAACUGAUCCUAAAUGCACACAUUUACCCAAUGCACGGUUCUAAUCCCAUGGAAUAAUUUACACCAUGAAUGCCAGAGUCCCUUGGACGGUGCCUUUAUAAGGGCCAGCGUUCCCCUCAGACCACAGUCCUCCUCUUCUCCUACCAGACCAACACGUCCAACUUUAAGCUGAACUCAUUUUUAAGACUUUUGUCAGGAAUUCAUCGAUGGCAUCUAAAAUGAAGGACAGGAAGAGAACCCCGAUCUCUCACAAAGUUAUAGAGAAAAGAAGACGGGAUCGCAUCAAUCGCUGCCUAAACGAGCUUGGAAAAACGGUACCAAUGGCACUGGCUAAACAGAACUCUGGAAAACUGGAGAAAGCUGAAAUAUUGGAGAUGACUGUUCAGUACCUACGAGCGCUCCACUCGGCGGAUUUUCCUCGUGGUAGAGAAAAGGGUGAACUACUUGCUGAAUUCGCAAACUACUUCCACUACGGAUACCACGAGUGUAUGAAGAACCUGGUGCACUACCUGACCACAGAGGACAGAGCUGAAACCAAAGACAUCAAGUACGCACGGAUCCUCGCCUUCUUACAGUCAAAGUCUCGUGUGGUCACCGAGCCCGUGUUCGGAUCUGUCGGCUCGAUGCCGGAACCGUCCGACUACCUCAGUCAGCUGCAUUCGUCCCCGGAGCACCAAAGCCACAGCCCCUCCGACUCCGUGUACCAGCAGAGUCCACCGGGACACUUUUCAUGGCACAGCUCGACCCGCAGCCCGGGCAUCUCGUACCCGACAGUGCCGCUCUCUGCGCACACACAGCAGCACGGUGGAUACUUGUCACCAGUGCAGGGACUCGAUCACCACUAUUUCAACUUCCUCGGUCACACGCACGCAAACACGUUCAGUUUGCACAGCGCGCAACACGCCAUGUAAAUAACUUUGCCUCGUUUUGUCGUUGUUUAAUUUAUACAGUUAGAUUAUGUACAUGCUGUGAAUAAACUAUCCCUAUUUCUGACUAAAAA